CUAUUAGUACACACAGAUAAUAAAUCAUGUUAGUACCUCCCUGCUCCUGUCAAAGCUGAAACAACAAGCCGGUUCAAUUUGAUAUUUGUAAAAUCUACAAAUAAAAUACCUAAAAUGGCUCUUUUACCAUUAGAAUCGAAUCCAGAUGUUAUGAAUAAGUUCUUGCAUUUACUUGGAGUACCUGAAAAAUGGAAUAUAGUGGAUGUGUAUGGUUUGGAUGGAGAUGCCUUAGCUUGGGUGCCAAGGCCUGUUUUAGCCGUUAUUUUACUAUUCCCUUGCAGCAACCAAUUUUAUGAACAUGCUGAUAAACAAUGCGAAGCAGUCAAAGAAAAAGGCCAAGUAGUCUCCCCAGAUGUGUUUUACAUGAAACAAUACGUUUCAAAUGCUUGCGGCACAAUAGCGUUGAUCCACAGUGUGGCCAACAACGCAGAAAGAAUCGGAUUGUCGGACGGGCCGUUCAAAACUAUUUUGGACACUGCCAAAGACUUAACCCCCGAGAAAAGGGGCGAGCUGCUCUUGCAGAGCAAUUCAAAUUCGGAGGCGCUAAAACUGAUUACUGCGCAUCAAGAGUUGGCCAUGGAGGGACAAACAGAGGUUAAUCCAAAUGAAAAAGUAAACCAUCAUUUUAUAGCCCUUAUAGAAAAAGGGGGGCAUUUAUAUGAAUUGGAUGGGCGAAAGGAAUUCCCAAUUAAUCAUGGACCAACCACAGAGGAUACAUUUUUGGAGGACUCUGCCAAAGUAUGCAAGGAAUUCAUGGAACGAGAUUCAGAAGACUUAAACUUCACCGUUUUAGCUUUAACAGCAUCAGACUAAAAAAUCACAUAAACAUAAAAAAUGACCAAUGAAAAGGCCAAAAUGCUUGAAGCCAUACCCAAUUAGAAACUUUGGUUUAUUUGUAAGUAAAUAUAAAGUGUAGGUAGAUUUUUUUAUCACAGGUAUAUUUUUAAAUAAAGUACGGAUUUAUUUGUAAAUGGUAUACCAUAUCAAGGUAAUUUAUAUUUUUUUGAUUUACUACAAGGUAAUCUUACUGAGGCUUUGAAUGUGCCUUGCAGAAUGCUUUGAGAUGUAAGAUAUUUAAUUUAAAUAAAUGUUUAGCUUUACAAAAA
Messenger RNA from Brassicogethes aeneus, 1106 nucleotides. The record is from the annotation of a GenBank genome assembly. NCBI's taxonomy places the organism in Eukaryota, Metazoa, Arthropoda, Insecta, Coleoptera, Nitidulidae.